Messenger RNA from Scomber scombrus (Atlantic mackerel), 2923 nucleotides. RefSeq names its product tRNA 5-methylaminomethyl-2-thiouridylate methyltransferase (gene trmu). NCBI's taxonomy places the organism in Eukaryota, Metazoa, Chordata, Actinopteri, Scombriformes, Scombridae. Gene Ontology annotation, molecular function: sulfurtransferase activity. Gene Ontology annotation, cellular component: mitochondrion. The record is from RefSeq and is a predicted model, not a curated record. The transcript has 11 exons. The coding region runs from base 84 to 1334 and encodes 416 amino acids. Gene Ontology annotation, biological process: tRNA wobble position uridine thiolation.
UUGGUGAAAGGACAGCAGUCAGCUAACUUUUCUUAGUUACAUAAGCAUAAAAAUAAUAAAAGAAGGGAGUAUAAUUAGCAAACAUGGGUUUUGUAAGGCACGUCGUGUGCGCCAUGUCCGGCGGCGUCGACAGCUCCGUGGCGGCGUUGUUACUGAAGAGAAGAGGCUACAGUGUGACAGGAGUGUUUAUGAAGAACUGGGACUCUCUGGAUGAAAGCGGGCUGUGCACCUCAGAGAGAGACUGUGAAGACGCCUAUAAAGUGUGCAAGACUCUGGACAUCCCCUUCCACCAAGUGUCUUAUGUCAAAGAGUACUGGCAUGAAGUUUUUAGUAAUCUGUUGAAGGAAUAUGAGAAAGGCAGGACUCCAAACCCAGAUAUACUGUGCAACAAGCACAUCAAAUUCAACCAUUUCCACAAGUAUGCCAUCAACACUCUGGGUGCUGAUGCCAUGGCAACGGGCCACUAUGCUCGGACGUCCCAGGAAGACACAGAGGUUUUUCAGCAGACAUACACAGCCCCGCCCACCAAGCUCUUCAGAGAUCGUUUUGAGAUCAGAAAUCCGGUGAGGCUGCACAAGGGAGCAGAUCUCUUCAAAGACCAAACCUUCUUCCUCAGUCAGAUCUCACAAGACGCCUUACGACAAACCAUGUUCCCACUCGCCGGACUCACCAAAGAGUUUGUGAAAAAGAUUGCUGCUGAAGCCGGGUUUCACCACGUACUGAAGAAGAAAGAGAGCAUGGGCAUCUGCUUCAUUGGAGAGAGAAACUUUGAAAACUUUAUUUUAGAGUAUCUAGAAUCUAAACCAGGAAAUUUUGUCUCCAUUGAGGACGGGGCCAUAAAAGGAGAACACAAAGGCUGGUUCACUCUGACGCUGGGCCAGAGGGCGAGGAUAGGAGGGCAGAAAGACGCCUGGUUUGUGGUGGACAAAGACAUCACUACUGGAGACGUGUUUGUGGCUCCAUCUACCGAUCACUCGUCUCUUUACCGUGACACAAUGCGGACGGAUCGCUUCCACUGGAUAGCAGAUGAACCGCCUCCAGCACUAGCCAGGACCAAGAUGAUGGAGUGUCACUUCCGCUUCAUCCACCAGAUGCCACUCACUCCCUGUACUGUGACUCUAAACAUGGACGGUUCUGUGUGGAUCUCACUCUCCCAACCGGUUAGAGCUCUGACACCUGGACAGUUUGCUGUACUCUACAAAGGGGACGAAUGUCUGGGUAGUGGGAAGAUCAUCCAGAUGGGGCCCAGUGAAUACACACUCCAGCAGGGCCGAGAGCGUUUGAUAGCAGCCGCACAGCAGAAGGAGAAGCAGACCCCAGAGCCAGUCAGCUGAGACGACCUCACAGCCCUGCCGUGGUGGAAGUGCACUCUGUCCGGUACAUUAGAGCACACUGAUUAGGAAAAUAAACAGUUUCUUGGGGCUUUAUGGUAAAUAGAUGGCACUUGUAUAGCGCCUUUCUAGUCUUCCGACUCUAAACCACAUUCACCCGUUUAUAAGCUGACGGCAGGGGCUACCUUGCAAAGUUCCAAUCUGCUCACCACGAGGAUCUAAUCAUUCAUACACAAUCUCACAAUUUGGGGUUCAGUAUCUUGCACAAGGACACUUCCACAUGUGGAAUGGAGGAGCUGGGAAUCAAACUGCUGAUCUUUCGAUUAGUGGACGACCCGCUCUACCUCCGGACCACAGCCGUGCUGCUGCUGGUGAGCUCAACAGUAUUGAUGGUUACACACUGUGAGUUUACACUACAUGGUAAUAAGCUGGUUUACUAAGCAACAGUAACCUCAGUUUGAAAGGAAAUGAAACGUUUCAAAUCUUCACUUGUACUUCUAACAUCUCAUCCACUUCAACACCAUAGCAAACGUUUCAGGUACAGUAUGCCUGUUUCUGCUUGUGUCAUAAUUUAUACCAAGGUAAUUCUCCACUGAACCUUCAUGAUGGAAGUAGUUGUGCUGUUAUUGAUGAAUAUGCAUUAUAAGGAACAGCACCUUUAACUAGGUUUUAUUUAGGCAAAAAAAAGGAUAAUCAUGUACUUGAUCUGGUGUAUGUAUUUAAGAAGAAUGCACGCGGUUUAAAGCUUUGUAAUGACCCAAAGGAAGGAGGCGGAGGUUCUUGUGGGGACUCAGACUCAUCAGUGAAUGAAAGUGGCACCAAUAUUCUCUUUUUUUAUUCAGUGUAAAGAUAUUAAAAAUUAAAAGUUGACAUUUCGCUUUUCUUGGCAUCUUUGAGGCUAUUUGUUUUCUCAAUGACACUCUCCUUGCUCCUUCAGCUUUUACACUGUUACUCGUGUUAACCCUACCUCUGAGCCAACUGCAAACCUGUAGGACUAGUGAAAACCCUUUCUUAUAUGUGUUAUAACAUUUUAACACAGCUACAUCCAGGUUUAGUAUUUGAUGUUGACGGUUCCUUAGUCAUCAAUUUUCAUCUAUUCCAUGACUCUGCUUGGUUCUUUGAGUCACUGUCACAAAACAUGCCAGUUCUUCUUUUCCUUAAUACAAAUCGAGUUAGUAGGAUAAAAACAAAGUAAAUGUGUGUUUGUUGUUUGGAAGUUUUCUCCUUUUAUUCUGUUCUAAAGUCAGUUAAAAUUAUUGACUAAAGAUUUGCCAAGUUAACAAAAAAUGGAAACUGAAUGCAAAAAGAAAAGGGCAAAUAUGAUGGUUCGUGAAAUUUGUAACAAAAGAUAGAAGCAGAUUUAAGUUUUUAUUACUCCUCUGUUUUAUACUCUCAUGAAUUUUGAUGCCCUGUUUAUUUUUAAAUAUUCAUAUUUUAAUUCUUUGUUGGAAAAAUCCUACAAGAAGACUUUCAGUGCCUUUCCUCUUUGGUUGACGUUGUGUACAAACUGUAAAUACUUGACAUUUUAAAAGUGAGUGAAUAAACCUGAUAAAUGGUAUAUCGACUUGUUUUUCAUCUGCCUGUAUAUUUAA